Phytophthora sojae is the source of this 240-nucleotide messenger RNA. RefSeq lists its product as hypothetical. The record is from RefSeq and is a predicted model, not a curated record. The transcript has a single exon. NCBI's taxonomy places the organism in Eukaryota, Oomycota, Peronosporomycetes, Peronosporales, Peronosporaceae. The annotation marks the transcript as partial.
GGAUUGGUACCUUCAGAUAUUGGAACACAUUCCGCGCGAAAAGGUUCAGCGACCUUUGUUUCUUCGUGCUCAAAUGGGGGUCCCUCUGCUGCGGCUAUAUGUAUCAGAGCUGGUUGGAAGCUACUCGGUGUGCAGGACACCUACACUCGUUACGAGUCUGCUGGUGAUUGCAUUGUUGGACGUUAUGUGACUGGCUUACCGUUUGAUGAUACUGGUUUUGCUAUAUUACCGCCAUUUUUC